CAUAAGUUUGUGCAUCUGAGCCUUGCACGAUGCCGUCUUCAAAUAAUGAUGGCUUUGAUCUGCCUCUUGCGAAAAGGCAAAAGCGAACAAUCAGUCAAGACGUCGGACGACAAUCGCACGCAUCUGGGUCUAAAAUAUUUUCUUCUUACCGGGCAUUAGGACUAGUAUCUACCGAGGUUCCCUUCACUUGUGUGCGCCUGGGCAAAGCGACUUUCCAGAUUACUACGUCUGUAGGGCGCAGCUUGCAAACCUAUGAUUUGAAACGAGGUCUCAAUUUGGUCUUUAUUAGCAGACCCCAGACACCGGAGAUUAUUACUGCUACUUUUGCUUGGCAGGAUAAAAUCUUUGCGGCAUGGGGAAACAUUCGCCCCGGAUCAGCAGGAGGCAUUUGGGUUUUCAAGCGCGGAAAAAAAGUUGCAUCUCUAGAAGCACCUCCAGGGUUUUCCGAGCCUGUUGACCGGUUGCUCGUUUUCGGUUCCUGGAUUGUUGGUUGCAGCAGCAAGUGCAUUCAAGUUUGGAAAAAUGCAUCAUAUCAGCACUAUACCACUCUCAGUCCUCAGCGCGUCAAAAGUCUUUCUGAGGAAGCGGUAUAUACUGGGCAAAUAUGCAACAUGCCGACCUAUCUCAACAAAAUUUUUGUCGGCCGAUGCGAUGGGAAGGUUGAUAUUUGGAAUGUGAAGACAGGAAGGCUAAUAUAUUCGAUGCUGCCAGUGUCUCCACAAGCAGGUGCAGUGACUGCUCUUCAACCGAGUCCCGUGCUUUCUCUUAUUGCCAUCGCGCAUAAGGGGGGCGCGCUAUCAAUCUGUAACAUCGAAACGGGCCGGCGUGUCGUUUCUCUGCAAACGGACUCACAACAAAUGUCCUGCGUUACCUCUAUCGCUUUUCGACAGGAUGGUCUAGGAGCCGGCGAACACGGCCGUGAUUCUGGCAUGAUGGCGACAGCUUGCAUGGAUAGUGGUGACAUAACUAUAUGGGAUCUGAACAACGGAGGCAGGGCGGUGGGGGUUCUGCGUCGAGCACAUCGGACACUCGCCGGCGAGUCAGGAACAGGAAUAAGUCACAUACAGUUUCUGGAUGGUCAGCCAGUGAUGGUCUCAUCAGGGGGAGACAAUUCUCUCAGGACAUGGAUAUUUGACGAAAUUCCGUUUUCGUAUAUUCCAAGGCCUCUUCAUUCAAGGAGCGGGCAUUCAACUGCCAUUACGACGCUUAGCUUUUUGCCUUCGGCAUCCGAUGGCUCUGAGUUGAGUGGUAAAUGGUUACUGAGCGCGAGCAAGGACUGCAGCCUUUGGGGCUUCAGUGUACGGAAAGAUAGCCAAAACACUGAAAUCUCCCAAGGAGCCGUGGAACACAGGUCCAAAAGAAUGGUCACCUCUAGUGCUCGUGAUGGAACCACCGAGACUUACAUGGAUGGCAACUUCCGAGCACCCGAAAUCACGUGUAUUGCCUGCACCCUGAACCGUGAUGGCGGAAUGGGAAACACGACAUCUGGCCCCAUUUGGGCGAAUCCAAAAGCUACAAGGGCAGACGAUUCUAGCAAGACGGGCUGGGAAAGUAUAGUGACUGGCCAUCGUGGGGAUAAAUAUGCUCGGACCUGGUUCUGGGGUAAAAAGAAAGCCGGGCGUUGGGCAUUCGAGACCAGCGAUAAAACUGAAGUCAAGAGCGUUGCGAUUUCGCGUUGCGGAACUUUUGCUAUGAUCGGAUCAGCGGGUGGUGCCAUAGAUAUGUUUAACAUGCAGUCUGGUUUGUACAGACAAAGCUUUCCGCCAGCCAGUUUAAAGGGGAACUCGAAAAAUAUGUCUAAUAUUCGGCAUGUCUCUGACACCCAUGAUAUGAAACACACGAAGGCCGUCACUGGUCUCAUGAUCGAUGGGCUGAAUCGAACUAUUGUUAGUUGUGGACUCGACGGUAAAGUCAAGUUCUGGGACCUUAUGUCUGGACUGCUCGUCGAUCAGCUUAACUGGGAUCCUAUGACAUCCAUUAAUGGACUUCGAACUAGUCACACAAACGAGCUUGUUGCAUUCAGCUGUGACGACCUUUCAAUCCGUGUUGUUGACGUGGAGACUAAGAAAGUCAUUCGUGAAUUUUGGGGCUGUGUUGGGCAGAUAAAUGACUUUACGUUCUCGAACGAUGGACGUUGGGUAAUCGCUGCUUCCAUGGACUCUACAAUACGCGUCUGGGAUUUGCCGACGGGGCAUCUCAUUGACGUUUUCCGCGUCUCAAGUACGUGUACUUCUCUGGCGAUGUCAUCUACAGGUGAGUUCUUGGCUACUGCACAUGCAGACGGGGUUGGUAUCAGCCUUUGGUCCAACAAAAGCUUGUUUAUACCUAUCUCAACCCGGAACGUGGACGAUCACCUCAUCGGUGAUGUUUGUAUCCCUGCGUCUUCCAAUGAAGACGGUCCUGGGGUUAUCGAGGCAGCCUUCGCGGAGGAACUUGAACAAUCCGAAAUAGAGGGCCCAUUACCGUCCAUCGAGCAGCUCAAUGGAGACUUGGUUACUCUUAGUAUAGUUCCUAAGAGCAAAUGGCAAACCUUGCUCCAGUUGAACUUAAUCAAGGAACGGAACAAGCCUAAAGACCCCCCGAAAGUCCCUCAAAAAGCACCUUUUUUUCUCCCGACUGCUCCUGAACAGGCAUCACCAGAUGGAGAACUUGAUAUAACAACUCAAGGUACUGCUGUUGCUGAGCGCUCGCGAAUCUCCAAAAUGCACGGUUCCAAUAGUACUGCUGGUAUUGCAAUUACGCGGUUCACCAGUCUCCUUCAUUCGGGAUAUGUGUCUGGAGAUUUUGGCCCCUUUAUUGAACACUUAAAGGGCAUGCCACCCGCAAAGGCAGAUCUUGAAAUCAGGUCUCUAGAUCUAAAGUUGAGAGAAGGUUACUCCGAAUUAUCCGCCUUUGUGACUGCCCUAUCCUCGCGCUUGGGACUGAGAAAGGACUUUGAAGUCGUCAAUGCUUGGAUGGCGGUCUUUCUGAGAAUACAUGCCGAUAUCGUGGCAGACUGUUCUAGUUCUGAUGCAGCCGAGGACAACGCUUUGAAGGCUGCCCUGGCCGAAUGGAAACGGGCUCUACAACAAGAGGCACAGCGUUUAGCUGGCCUGGUUGGAUACUGCAGAGGAGUUGUGGGAUUCUUGCGGUCUACACGUUGACUGUAUACAUUUUCGUGAUGACUUCUACGUAACCUAGACCGAUUGUUGUUUUAACAUUUUCAACUAAAAGAUCAAGUGAUAUUUCGAAGGAACAGAAAUGUAUAUAAUUACUCCUGUGAAAGAAGUUCAUAUAUGUUUGACGGAGUCUUCGGUGGGAGACUAGCUCUGAUAGCACAGAAUUCAUUGAUUUCUGCAGAAUCAUCUGCAUACUCACACC
Aspergillus ibericus CBS 121593 is the source of this 3360-nucleotide messenger RNA. RefSeq names its product rRNA-processing protein UTP21. Bases 30 to 3143 code for a protein of 1037 amino acids. The transcript is spliced from 5 exons. Gene Ontology annotation, molecular function: protein binding. NCBI's taxonomy places the organism in Eukaryota, Fungi, Ascomycota, Eurotiomycetes, Eurotiales, Aspergillaceae. The record is from RefSeq and is a predicted model, not a curated record. Gene Ontology annotation, cellular component: Pwp2p-containing subcomplex of 90S preribosome; small-subunit processome. Gene Ontology annotation, biological process: rRNA processing.